UCUUCAUAGUUGAGUGCGUGUGUUUGUUGGUAUAUCAACCUUCGCGUUUUGUAUUCAUUUUGGGUGAGAAUCCGUAAGAUUAUUUUGUUUUGUUUAUUUAAACGACGGUUAAAGUGUUCCAAUGAACCACUAACGCGAGUGUUUGCAUGGUCGUGUGUGUGUGUGUGUGUGUUCGGUAAAAACUCAAAAUGUGUGCUUGACUUACCUUCACCACACAGUAAAUUGUGGAAGGCUGCCUUAAAAUUUUUCGAAUUUUAUGGUGCGUGUGUGUGUAGGGGCGAAAGUAAAACAUAGCCACCAGCCAAGUGAAAACUGUAAACAUUUAAUGCAAGUAUGAAAGUCGGCAAUAUCCCCUGUGUCAAUGAUGAACAAACUCAAAUCGGUAUUAGACUUUGUGAAGCCGUCAAACUGCAUCCUUGUCUCUACGAUCCGUUGUCGCAGGGCUACCAAGUGAGAAAUGCUACAUCUGCGGCUUGGAAAAUUGUUGCCAAAAAAUGCUCCGAUAGCGCUGCCAAUUGCAAAUUUCGUUGGAAGAUAAUUCGCAAUGCCUUCACCCGCUCAUAUCGGAAAUACGGCAACAAUUCUCAAUACUAUCUGCAGGAUCAUUUGGAUUUUUUGAUACCUCACACCGGUGUUGUGGAUAGAAAUGAUGAUAGUACUCUUCAGCCUGACGAAAAUAGUGUUUCUCAGCAGGAAGGGGAAAAGAAUGAUGACUAUGUACCGAUUGGUGAGCUAUUUAAUGAUAGUGAUACCACUAAAAGUGCGGAGGAAUGUGCUGCCAAUCUUCGAACGCAAGAUCUGCUUACACCACUUCGCCGGAAAAGUGUUCCUUUACCUAUUAUAGAAAAAGAAGAUAAUGCUGCGAAUGAUGAUUGCGUCAUGUUAAGAUCACCUUCUCCUGCACUACCCGAAAUACAGGCUCAUUUAAGGGCCAACGAGGAACUGCUGGAAUUACGACCCUCACGUACCCGCAAAGCCCCCAAGCGUAUUUAUGAACUGGACACUGAUGCACCGGAGACCCAAGCAGAAAAAAGGCAAAAACGCCUUAUGCAGCGUCGCAAGUCGAUUGGCGGUUUGGUUUUACGUGAGUAUAUGCAAAAGAACAUCAUCAACUUGGAUGAACCAGAUGAGGAGCCAGAAAUGCGCAAGCCAAAACCUCUCGAUAAAACACGCAAAUCCGUUGAAAACCUCUUGGGAAUUCUCAAAGAACCAAAGAUGCCGAAACCUGUUAAUGAAACAGGGAAAUCAUAUGAAAAUCUCUUGGAAUCAAAACUGCCGGAACCAAAACAGUCGGAACCAAAACAGCCGGAACCAAAACUGCCCGAACCUCGAAUACCAACAAUUCUAGUGCGCAGCUUUGCCAAGGCUCCAACUACAUCUGACAUAUCCACAAAUACCGAUUUUGCUGGCAACGAAACAGCAGAGAUGGGAAUUCAAUGCAACACCAAUGUCGUCGAACCCAUGGAUGAAGCCUUUUUAGAGUCUCUAAGACCUCAAAUUAGAAACAUGAACUUUCGCCAAAAGAUUAAUUUCAAACAACGAGUCUACUUAGCUUUAAUGGAGGUCCUUGAUGAUGCAAAGAAUUUUCCCAAUGAUGAAGGUGAAGUGGUAGAACUUCCACCCACUUUGGCCCAACAUUUUGAAUCUACCUCAAGUGGGGAGAUUCGUCUAAUGAGGCAACUUGUUUCUUUGGUGCAAGCAGCUAAAACAUCUUCGGAGAUAGUUAAUGCUACUAACCAGGUGCCCGUUGUCACCGACCUUAGCUCAACCACGAAUGAGCAAAAUGGGAAUAAGGGUGCAAAUUCGCCCAUCACCAUUGAAUUGGAUUCGCCCAUGACCAUUGAAUUUCCUACUCCUAUUAAAGAAGUCAAUACCCCCAGUCAGAACCAAACAACCCCCAGUCAGAUUACCAGCACUAAAUCAAAUGACUCCAUGGGCAUACCACGUCAUAUUUUGCACAGAGCAGUGCAAGUAACAGGCAACGGUGGGGGAACUCUGCUUGCCCACAGUGGAGAUAAGAAGCGCAUAUAUCGCAUCUAUCCCAAGAAUCCUGCGGGCGCAUCUCUCACAAAUAUAGGAGAUAGAAUAACAAAUACCCAAGGCUCUACGGGAACAUUCUUCGUAACGCCAUCGAAACCUCCCAGCAAACCAGUCGUGCCCUUGGCCUCCAGAGGUAUAUCACCAGUGUCGGUUCCUAAAGCACCAGCGCCAAUUCCUAAACCACCAGCGCCAGUGACAAUUUCCAAGCCACUGGCGCCAGCGCCACCUCCCAUCAUAAGAGGUACUGCUAUUCAGUAUCCCAAAAUUAUUAAGACGACAAACCCCACAACUUCUACAACGCAAUCUCCAAUGUUGCCACCCAAUUCGAAUAAAUCACCAGUAUUGUCAAAUGGUGCCAGUGGAACACCACCGCCGUCAUCGGCUACCAAGUUCAACCUUACCACCCAUGUUCCCAGUGCAAAUAUAUUCCGCAGACGCUAUUCCAUUUGUGGCCCAGCACUGAGUGGAACAGCAGGAGGUACAACUCUAACGCAAAAUAGGCCUUCCCAAUUGAAUUCCAAAAUGUUUACACCACCGCUCCCUGUGGGUCAAAAGAUACAACUGCAAAGGACACCACUGCAACAACAGCAACAUCUACAACAACAAAAACUUUUGCUACAGAAUAAUCUAAGACUAAAACAGCAACAUGCUAGAAUUCAAUUGAUGGGUGGAAUUUUGGCACAGCAACGAUCACAUCUACAACUGCAGCAGAAACAAACAACUCAACUGAACGGCUGCAACAAUUACCACAGCAACACAACAAACUCAAAUAGUCCAAUACAACAAUUUCAUAUAUCACAGCCUGUAAGCCUUAACUCGGCAGCAACAGCCGCUAGCAGUGAUCCGCUCGCUGUAGCCUCUACCUCUGGCAGUAAAUGUUCCGAUGGAUCGAUUAGCUGCUCCAAAUUAUUUGACAUCCUUGACUCCCCGAGAGGCUCACCAACAGUAUCGCCACGACCAUCGCCCAGCUCAAGUCCAUACAAUGCAACUCUAGAAGAGAUGCUACAAGAUGAACUGAAUCCUGUCAUCACCCCUGAUAUCCCCGUUUUAGAAACGGCCGGUACUAUAGCAGCAGAUAGUUUUGAAUCUGAAUUUGCCAAAGCCCCCGCUAUAAAAUCAGAACCGGACGAAUAAGCCAUCGAAUAUAUUUCCAAAAAUAUAAUGUUUUGUUUCCUGUUUUCUUUUUCAUUUUUCUAGCUUGUACUAAACGGACACUUUGUAAUUAUUACAAAAAAAAGUAUAUAAAAUUCUAAAAUUUCUUGAGUAAAAGAAAUCGAUUAUACAUUGUCUCAUGUUAAUAAA
Messenger RNA from Stomoxys calcitrans (stable fly), 3342 nucleotides. Its product is annotated as mucin-2. The record is from RefSeq and is a predicted model, not a curated record. The transcript has 2 exons. Gene Ontology annotation, molecular function: DNA binding. Gene Ontology annotation, biological process: regulation of transcription by RNA polymerase II. Gene Ontology annotation, cellular component: transcription regulator complex; nucleus. The coding region runs from base 334 to 3174 and encodes 946 amino acids. Lineage: Eukaryota; Metazoa; Arthropoda; Insecta; Diptera; Muscidae.